Molecule: messenger RNA, 1085 nt
Organism: Phyllotreta striolata
Lineage: Eukaryota; Metazoa; Arthropoda; Insecta; Coleoptera; Chrysomelidae
Source: the annotation of a GenBank genome assembly
GUGGACCGUUCCCAAAGAUUACGGACAGUUCUAAAUUUUUCAAAACAGUUCCAAAUAGCUUUGGACGAUUUCAAUCAACUUUGGACUGCUCCAAAUGUCUUUGGACUGUUGUGGGCAGUUCUAAACCAUUCUGAACAGUUCCAAACGACUUUCAGACAACUGUGGACAGUUCUAAACAGAUCUAGACAUUUUCGAUAAGUUCUGGACAGUUCUAAAUCGUUCAGAACAGUUCCAAACGGCUUUGAACAUUCCAGAAUCCUCUGGACAGUUUAAACGUACAUAAAAAUACAUAAUUCUGUUAAUGAAGGUAUAUUAUGUUAAUUAACAUGUGUUAUUUCGGUUAUCACUGUUGGUAUCAUAAUUGGAGAGAUAUAAAUAGAAUUAAGUGGAAUGAAAAUAAUUAUAUAGAAUUAAAAUAACUAACAUUAUCGGCUGAGUACAGACCUGUUACAUUUAUGAUUCAUAAAAUAAAUGCGUAUAAAUAUAAACGAGGGAGCAUUAUUGCAUUUAACAGAACAAAAAUCAACCGAAUCAAACAUGAAACAAAUUGUUAUUUUUGCCGCUUUGUGUUUUAUUAUUGGAACUGUUUGGUCAAAACCAGUGGAACAUGACCAACAUCCUUUCCCCAACACGUUGAACCAAUGCAAAAAAGAAUUAAACCUGGACCAUCCAGAGGGAACUGAAGGCAGCAACGGACCUCUUAUGUUUUGCCUUUUCAACAAAUUGGGCAUAAUCGAUGGCAAUGGGAAAAUUAAUAAAGACACCAUGAGGGAAAUUAUCUUGGAUAUGAAUGUACCGGAAUCCACGGCCAACGAAAUUGUGAAAAGAUGCACACUGGAAAAAAGCGAUGAAGAAAACGUCGAAGAACAAUCCGUUGAAUUAUUUAAGUGUAUCCACCGUGAUGUCAAAUUAUAAGUAUAGACUUUGUAAAGUUAACUUUUGAGUACAACGUAUCAUAUACCCAGUAGCUUUCAAUAAAAAUAUUAUUAUGUUUAUGUUAUUAACAAUAACUUUUUUUGAUUGUUGCUCAACUAAAGUUGUAAGAGCUUGUUCAUUGUGAUUUUUAAUAUAGUAUUUUCUUCCCA